This is a messenger RNA of Rhodotorula toruloides NP11, 507 nucleotides long. Its product is annotated as arp2/3 complex 16 kDa subunit. Gene Ontology annotation, biological process: regulation of actin filament polymerization; Arp2/3 complex-mediated actin nucleation. The record is from RefSeq and is a predicted model, not a curated record. Lineage: Eukaryota; Fungi; Basidiomycota; Microbotryomycetes; Sporidiobolales; Sporidiobolaceae. The transcript is spliced from 4 exons. The coding region runs from base 1 to 507 and encodes 168 amino acids. Gene Ontology annotation, cellular component: Arp2/3 protein complex; cytoplasm; actin cytoskeleton. Gene Ontology annotation, molecular function: actin filament binding.
AUGUCCGCCUCGACCGCCGCCCUGUCGGGGACAAACUUCCGCCGAAUCGACAUCGACCAAUACGACGAAGACCGCGUCGACCCCUCGUCGCUGUACCACCCCGACCCGCGCGGACCCGCACAGGCGCUCGCGGGCGCUCAGGAGAAGGACAGGACUGUCAGGGGACUGUUGCAGAGGGGCGAUGUGGGGAGUGCACUGAAGGAGGUGCUCAGGGAGGGAGAGUGGCCGUACGGGGAGGACAGCGUGCCAGAGACGAAGCAGGCAAAGGCAACCGCCCUCGCGACCGUCCUCUCGAUCCUCAACUCGACCCGAUCAACCGACAUCCCCACGCUGGUGCAGCAACUCGACCCCUCAGAACAGGUCACGCUCAUGAAGUACUUGUACAAGGCGAUGGAGAACCUGGGGGACACGAGUGGGAACGUUGUCCUCGGGUGGCACGAAAAGCUUACCGAAGUAGCCGGCAUCGGCUGCAUCGUCCGCGUCAUGUCGGACCGACGGAGGGUGUAG